GCCCUCGAACAUCCUCUCGUCGGGGGUGGAGGGGGGGGGGGGGAUCCCGCCGUCGUCCUCCCGCGGCAGAGAGACACCGCGACGCAGCGAGGAACUGUGCGGCGUCAUUGGCUCUCUCUCCCUCUCUGUGUCGGAUGCGAGGGCCUGAGGAAACGCACACACACACACAGAGAGAGAGAGAGAGAGGGAGAGAGAGAGAGGGAGAGUGAGAGAGGGAGAGAGAGAAGGGGCUGAGUCAACCUCACCCGCGAGAACUACCCUUCCUACAUUUUUCCUUCGCAGAUACUCCCCCACUCCCAACUUUCGGCUCAUUCUCGCUCCGCGGCCCCGGACUCGCGAUGGUGAGGUGGUUCCACAGGGACAUCAGUGGGACGGAAGCCGAGAAACUCCUGAAGGCCCGGGGCGUCCAUGGAAGUUUCCUGGCCCGGCCGAGCAAGCAAAACCCCGGGGAUUUCUCACUCUCAAUAAGAGUUGGUGAACAGGUCACCCACAUCAGAAUCCAAAACACGGGCGAUUACUACGACCUGUACGGGGGGGAGAAAUUCGCCACCCUGUCCGAGCUGGUGCAGUACUACACAGAGCAGGAGAACAUUCUGCAGGACAAGGAUGGGACCAUCAUCGACCUCAAAUACCCCCUCAACUGCUCGGACCCCACCAACGAGAGGACGCGAAGCGAAUUAAAUACCACGUCCCCCCCUCCCCAAAACCACCCACCCCCUCCCAAACCUUCACCCCAACCCAUCCUUUUACCCCCACCGCCCAUGCCCCCCCAUCCCCGUAACACUGAACCGCGCUUCCUUUGA
Messenger RNA from Stegostoma tigrinum, 803 nucleotides. RefSeq names its product tyrosine-protein phosphatase non-receptor type 6-like. The transcript is spliced from 4 exons. Bases 339 to 803 code for a protein of 154 amino acids. NCBI's taxonomy places the organism in Eukaryota, Metazoa, Chordata, Chondrichthyes, Orectolobiformes, Stegostomatidae. The record is from RefSeq and is a predicted model, not a curated record.